CUCACCAUUUCAACACAGCCAAAACUACCUUACAUACCACAUAACCACAAUGAGCCCUAUAUAUGCUUCCCUCGUUACAUUUCUAGUUUCCUUCAUCACAUUCACCAAUGCAACCACAAUCACAGUAGUCAACAACUGCCCCUACACCGUCUGGGCCGCCGCCGAUCCAGGCAGCGGACAGCGACUCAACAGAGGCAACACCUGGGUUGUCAACCCAGCUCCAGGCACCAAAAUGGCCCGUAUUUGGGGCCGAACAGGUUGCAACUUCGACGGUAACGGUAACGGAAACUGCGACACCGGAGGUUGUGGGAAACUCGAUUGCGACCCUGGUAAUUGGGGUACAAUCCCCAAAACACUAUUCGAAUACACUCUAUCCCAACCCAAUAACCCGACCGACACAAUCGACAUCUCCCUAAUCGAAGGGUUCAACAUCCCUAUCUCCUUCACUCCCCUUAACAAUGUCGGUGCCUUAAAUAACAAGUGUCGUGAUAUUCGUUGCACGGCCGAUAUUAACGGACAAUGCCCGCAGAACUGGAAGACGAAGGGCGGGUGUAACAGUCCAUGUACAACGCCUAAUAUUGGUUCAUGUGGUGCUAAUGGUGACUCUAAGUUUUUUAAGCAAAGAUGUCCAGAUGCUUAUAGUUUUCCCAAAGAUGAUCAAUCCAGUACUUUUUCUUGUCCUCCUGGUACUAAUUAUAGGCUCACUUUCUGCCCAUGAUCGAUUAACGUAACUAAUUGUGUUAUAACUUAUAAGUUGAUUAAUUACGUCCAUGGUAAUUAAUUAACCUUACUGCAGAUUUAUGGUACGUGAUUAAUAAUGUGUGCAAUAAGCUAGCUAGAGUUCUCAUCUGUUCAGCUCUAGCAUUCUGUGUUUUCAGAUAAGCUAAUAAUAAUAAUAAAAGUUUUCUUUUUUUCUUUUAAUAAAA
Spinacia oleracea (spinach) is the source of this 926-nucleotide messenger RNA. Its product is annotated as osmotin-like protein OSML13. Lineage: Eukaryota; Viridiplantae; Streptophyta; Magnoliopsida; Caryophyllales; Amaranthaceae. The record is from RefSeq and is a predicted model, not a curated record. The transcript has a single exon. The coding region runs from base 50 to 718 and encodes 222 amino acids.